AUAGAAAUUCAGUCGCAUUGACCGACAACUUGUUGGACCGAUUUAGGAGAAAGUUCUUGGAAGGAUGAAAUCGGAUAAGCGGUGGAGGUGGCACAGGCAGAAGUAUGUAAUGGCGUUUGUAUACAUAGAAUUCGAUCAGAUCCCAUAAAAGAAAAAAGAGAAAUGGCAGGUGAAGAUAAUUGCGCGACCAUAACAAUAGAAGAAGGCUGGCCUAUUCUGCAGGAUGGAAUCAACAAGUUAAUCGACAUUGUUGAAGGCGUCAAUGACUUCAGUUUCACUUCUGAAGAGUACAUGAAUCUCUACACAACUGUAUACAAUAUCUGUCAGCCAAACCCAACUGGUCCUGAAUGUCGAAGACUUUAUGAAAAACAUAAUGCAAUUUAUGAAGAUUAUAUCUCUUCCAGGGUCCUGCCUUCUUUGAUGGGAAAGAAGGAUGAAAGCUUGUUGCAAGAAGUUGUGAAAAGAUGGAAAAACCACAAAAUUAUGAUAAGAUGGACUUGUAGAUUCUUUCACUACCUUGACAGAUACUUUGUUCCUUGUAAACAUGUGCCCACUUUGCAAGAAGCCACCAAUUCCAUCUUCCGCAAGCUGGUACUUGAAGAACAGUCGAUCAAUGGGGUUGUUAAUGAAUUGAGGGACUCAUUAAUGUCUAUGAUUGAUAGGGAACGCAAUGAUGAGGAAAUUGACCGAGUUUUGGUGAAGAGCGUCAUUGAUAUGUUUAUGGAGAUGGGGGAAGAGAAAUAUGAGAAGGAUUUCGAAAAAGACAUGUUGAAAAACACCCACAAAUUUUAUUCUUUCAAAGCGUCUAAGUGGAUUGAUUCGAUUGAAUCCUACAAAGAUUACAUGAUUAAGGUUGAAGAAUGCUUGAAACGAGAGGAAGAGAGGGUCGACUUCUAUUUGGAAAAGAGGACAGAAAAGAAGUUGUUGGAGGCUGUGGAGUAUGAGCUUAUGUCUGUUCAUGCAAUCAAAUUGGAAAAAAAGAAACAUGCCAGCUAGACGCAGUGAGUAUGUUUUUCUCAAUUUGGCUAAUUGUGUUACAAUACCAAAUUAUAAUAUACAAUUGGCAUAACCAAAGAUGAGAAAAAUAGAAGAAUGGCCUAAAUAAGAAUAGAAACCCUAAUGAUUC
Impatiens glandulifera is the source of this 1126-nucleotide messenger RNA. RefSeq names its product cullin-1-like. Gene Ontology annotation, cellular component: cullin-RING ubiquitin ligase complex. Gene Ontology annotation, biological process: ubiquitin-dependent protein catabolic process; protein ubiquitination. The record is from RefSeq and is a predicted model, not a curated record. The coding region runs from base 163 to 996 and encodes 277 amino acids. The transcript is spliced from 7 exons. Gene Ontology annotation, molecular function: ubiquitin protein ligase binding. Lineage: Eukaryota; Viridiplantae; Streptophyta; Magnoliopsida; Ericales; Balsaminaceae.